Drosophila erecta is the source of this 2719-nucleotide messenger RNA. Its product is annotated as calphotin. NCBI's taxonomy places the organism in Eukaryota, Metazoa, Arthropoda, Insecta, Diptera, Drosophilidae. Bases 83 to 2671 code for a protein of 862 amino acids. The record is from RefSeq and is a predicted model, not a curated record. The transcript is spliced from 2 exons.
CAACUAAGCAUUGGACAAGGUAAAGCCCGCCGAAAAGGCACAAACGGAUUAACUUUUAUCUGAAAGUGGGCAAAAAAUAGACAUGGAACCAGGAACGACUCCUUCGCCUGUUGCAGCACCGGUUGCAGCAACAGUUGCUGCGCCUGUGGCGCCACCAGCAGUGGCUACCCCAGUCCACGUAGUUAGCCCCGCGGCAGUGGCUCCUGCAGCAGCGGUAGUGGCUCCCGCACCAGCGGCACCGAUAGCAGUCACUCCAGUUGCAAGUGUGCAAACGCCAUCAGUUGCUGUUCCUGAUGCUUCAGCUACAGCUCCAAUUGCUGCCGCAUCCGUUACUCCUGUCGCAUCCGUGGCGGCUCCGGGUGUUGCAGCUCCAACUGCGCCAGCAGCAAGUCCAGUUUCAGCACCACCCAUUGCUGUUGCCCAGAUUCCGGUUGCUGUUUCAGCACCAGUGGCACCAGUCGUUGUUGCAACACCCACUCCUGUUGCCACAACUCCUGUUGCUGCGCCUGUGAUAGCAACACCACCUGUUGCUGCCGCAGCUCCUGCUCCGACUGCUGUUCCAACACCCGUGGCGCCUCCAGUUGUUGCAACUCCCGUAGUUGCUCCUGUGAUCGCCACAGCACCCGUGGUUGCUGCUUGCACCUCGGUUCCCGUUGCAACACCUGUAGCUGCUGCACCAGCACCACCAGAAACCCCAGCAGCUGUCGUUGCUCCUGUUGCUGCGCCUGCCGUUGCUCCUGCUGCUGCUCCCGUCGUAGCAGGGACUCCAGCUCCAGCGAUCGCUGCACCACCUCCAGCUGAGACUCUGGUUGCAGCAGUACCGGAACCGGUUGUUCCUGUCAUUCCCGAGGUUCCAGCUCCUGUUGUCGCAGCUCCAUCGGUGCCCUCGACUCCCGUCGUUGCAACGACGCCAGUAGCUGCAGCAGAGCCAGUGGCCCUUGCACCACCCGCUACUGAAAUCCCAGUCGCUGCUCCCACUGCAGCUGCGCCGCCUGUGUCUGUUGCACCACCUGUGGAGGCUGCAGUUGUCGCUCCUGUGAGUGCUUCGACUGAGGCUCCGGUACCUGCUGCAGCUCCAGUAACCGUACCAGAAAUCCCAGCCGUUGCUCCAGUCGUUGUCGAGCCUCAAGUUGCUGCGGAUCCUGUUGUAGCUGCACCUAUUCCUACUCCUGCCUCAGAGCCAGAACCCAUUGCACCAGCUGUUGUUGCAGAAGUCCCAGAAGUUGCACCAGUGAUCGCUGCAUCACCGGUUGCUGUUGCUGAAAUAACACCACCAGUUGCGCCUCCUGUGGCCGCAGAAUCAAUACCAGCUCCAGUAGUUGCCACGACACCAACACCUGCUGCAACGGAGCCGGUGGUCAUUGCACCUGCUGUUUCCGAAGUAGCUCCAGUGAUUGUUCCAUCACCCGUGGCCAGUGCUGUUGCUGAAGCUCCUAUUGAUGUAACGCCACCUGUUGUCCCUCCUGUGGCUGCCGAACCUGUGCCAGCUGUGACCGCUGCCGAGACUCCAGCUCCUGAGACCCCAGCACCAGUUGCAGUAGAACCAGUGACCAUUGCGGCUACAGAUACACCAGAAGUUGCUUCUGUGAUCGCCACACCCGCUGAUGCAACCGCUGAAGCUCCGGUUGCCACAGCUCCACCAACUACGGCUUCUGUUCCCGAAAUCACUGUACCACCUUUGGCAACGGAAUCUAUCGAUGUUCCUGUGCCAUUAGAGGCCGCCGUAGAAACCACGCAGGCAGUCGAAGUUACAACAGAAGCUGCAGUUGCAGACCCUGCUCCAUCUGAGGCAACUGCUUUAAUUAUCGAGCCACUGGACCCACCUAUUCCGGAUUCAGUGGAACAAAUUACUUCCGCGCCAACUGUUGAAGUCUCUGCAGAACCAACAUCUCCGCCAGUACCAGAAAUCUCAUCACCAACUCCAGAGCCCAUACCCGAACCGGAACCGAGCCCAGCGAUUCCGGCAGAGCCAAUACCAGUGGAGACACCAGUCGCUAUCCAGGCACCAGAGGUUGCCGUAGAGGCACCGGUCACUGAAGCUCCUACAACAACUCCAGAACCAGAUGUCGCCACCAUUAAUGACGCUCCUCCAGCUCUUGUUGAAAACGUUACUGCUGCUGCAGAUGUGGAAUCAGCCAUACCGAUCACUGAACCACCGGUUGAGCAAAAGAUUCCUGCAGCUGAAGUUCCAGAGACGGUGAAACAGCCAGUGGAGAUUGUGGUUGAACAGAGCGCCAUCCCUAUAGAGGCAGCAGUCUCGGAAGAGGUUUCAAAACCUGCAGAAGAAGAUGUUUCUCCAGCUGCUUCUUCUCCAGAACCAGUGAUUUCUGAAACAUCAGCUGCCGAAGAACCAAUUACGGCAGAGGAAACCGCAGAAAAUAUUACUGCCGGAGCUUCUGAAGAUGCUCCCACUUUUGCAGAGAAACCAGUAGAAGAGGUAUCCACUGUGGAAAUCCCCGAACAGUCAUCGUCACCUACAGAUUCCGUUCCCGUGGCAAAGAUAACUCCUUUGCUUAGAGAGCUUCAGACCACCGAUGUUUCGCUAUUGGCCAUUGCCGCCACACUGGAUGCCAUUGGGGAAAAGCUAAAGGACCAAAAGGCCAGAAAUCAGCAAGUAAUGGACAGACUCUGCGAAAUCGAGAAAAUUCUUGGCCCUCCCACAUCCAAUUAGCUCAAGUGAAAAGCCUAGAUCAUGUAAAAUAAAGCUAAUAAAGCGUUA